Molecule: messenger RNA, 660 nt
Organism: Acanthosepion pharaonis
Lineage: Eukaryota; Metazoa; Mollusca; Cephalopoda; Sepiida; Sepiidae
Source: the annotation of a GenBank genome assembly
AUGGUGGUAACACAACUUCCUUUCCUAGUUAUAGCCAAUGCUGAUUCUACUCUUUGGUCAGAAAUCUCCCCUGCUCCCAUUCUGUCUGAAAUCCCUACCCUGAUGCUCACCAAAUACCUCCCCACUCUCAAUCUAUCACUCACACAUUUUUUUUCUUUUCUUUGUAUCCUUCCUGCAGACAUAUUCAUAUUUGGUAGUAUUGUGGGUGCCAGUGGACAAGUUUUCACUCUAUUUUCUUUUCCUUUAACACUUUGUAAAUUUGUGUUUGUCUCUACACUCUGUGCCCUAUCAACAUCCUUUUCUUUGACUCUCCUCCCAUUCACUCUUUUCUUCUCUCUUAUCUCCACACUCUUCUCUUCUAUUUUAUUUCACCUCUUUUCUCUUCAUUUAUUCCUCUCCACUUUUACUUUCUCUUUUUUGUUUCCCAUGAUCUCUACUUUUCUUUUUUUGUUCCUCUACUUUCUAUUUUUCUCUACUCUCUUUUUGUUCACUUCAGUCUCUACUCUCUCUUUGUUCCCUUCAAGCUCUACUCUCUCUCUCUCUUUGUUCCCUUCAGUCUCUACUCUCUCUCUCUCUUUGUUCCCUUCAGUCUCUACUCUCUCUAGCUUUGUUCCCUUCAGUCUCUACUCUCUUUCUCUCUCUAGCUUUGUUCCCUUAUAA